AUGUCGGAGGUGCUGCCUUACAGCGAGGAGAAGAUCGGGCCCUAUGGCGACGGCGGCGACGUGGGGCAGAUCUCCUUCACCUGCCGCCUGCAGGACACCAACAACUUCUACGCGGGGGGGCAGAGCAAGCGGCCCCCCAAGCUGGGGCAGAUCGGCCGGAGCAAGUGCGUUGUGAUCGAAGACGACCGAAUUGACGACGUGCUCAAAAACAUUUCAGAAAAAUCACCUCCUGGAGUUUAAAUCUCCUCAAAGAGACGCUGAGGAAAUGGAGAGGCAAGAGAAAGAAUUUCACUUUUAACACAUUUGCGGGCAAAAUGAAAAAAGAAACCCCAGAAAAAAAAUGCCCUUUGAGGUUCUUCAUUGCUAGCCUGGGUUCCACCUUGCAAAAUCUGCAACUCGUAUCUUAAGAAGCAGGCUCAGAGGCAGAAGACAGAAGAAGGCAGUUUUACUGGUGUGCAAAUAAAUAAAUAAAAUGAUAAUAAUAUCACCCUUUAACCAGAAGCUCCAAAAUCAAAUAAUAAUAAUAAAAAAUGUACGAAUUUGAAAUGUACUAAUAAGAGCUCAUUUGUCUAAAUGAAGGCUCCAGUCCUUUUUCCCUAGACGAUCAAUAAUGUGCAAUUUUCAAUCUGGAGUUUUAAAAAAGCUCUUUAAACAACGGAGCAGCAGGAGAGAAACAGCAAAAGCGGUAUUUUCUGACCCUGGCAAACAUCGCUGGUUAUACUUAUUUUGAAUAAGCACUUGUUUACAUGGUGAAAUCUUACGAAAACGAUUCCAUACAUAUAAUAUGAUCUGCAUUUCCA
Elgaria multicarinata webbii is the source of this 800-nucleotide messenger RNA. RefSeq names its product calcium/calmodulin dependent protein kinase II inhibitor 1 (gene CAMK2N1). Bases 1 to 240 code for a protein of 79 amino acids. The record is from RefSeq and is a predicted model, not a curated record. Gene Ontology annotation, biological process: negative regulation of protein kinase activity. The transcript has 2 exons. Lineage: Eukaryota; Metazoa; Chordata; Lepidosauria; Squamata; Anguidae. Gene Ontology annotation, molecular function: calcium-dependent protein kinase inhibitor activity; protein kinase binding.